GUCCUUUGGCUCUAGAAUCCCUAGAGCCAGGAUCAGAGCUCAGGCAGCUUCCAGAAACAGAGCAGGCACCUCUUAAAUCUGCUUUGCCCCUCUCUGCCAGUCAGGGGCUCCCAGGCAGGGGCAGGGGCAGGGCCUGAGCUGUUUACCCUGUCCCUGUCUUAUUCCUGUGGGUGGAGCCUGGCCCCACUCUGCUCCCUGACCUGCUGCUCCCCAUAGCCCCUACUCGUGUGUGUCAGCACUGCAGAUUUUGCUGAGCCACCCAUCACCACGCCUGCUGCUUCUGUGCUCCUGCUGCUCUGGGUCAGUUGCCCAAGAAAGUCAGACCCAGCUGAGGCCACCAAGUGCUGUAGCCAUGGUCCACGGACACAAAGGCUUCCAGUUCCAAAACUGGGCCAGAACAUAUGGCUGCUGCCCGGAGAUGUACUAUCAGCCCUCGUCCGUGGAGGAGAUCCGGGAGGUGCUGACCCUGGCCAGGCAGCAGAACAAGCGCGUGAAGGUGGUGGGCGGAGGCCACUCCCCCUCGGACAUCGCCUGCACCGACGGCUUCAUGAUCCACAUGGGCAAGAUGAACCGGGUCCUCCAGGUGGACACGGAGAAGAAGCAGGUGACGGUGGAGGCUGGCAUCCUGUUGGCGGAGCUGCACCCGCAGCUGGACAGGCACGGCCUGGCCCUGUCCAACCUGGGAGCCGUGUCCGACGUGACGGCAGCUGGUGUCAUCGGCUCUGGGACGCACAACACUGGCAUCAAGCACGGUAUCUUGGCCACCCAGGUGGUGGCGCUGACGCUGAUGACAGCAGACGGGGCCGUUCUGGAGUGCUCCGCGUCCAGCCACCCCGAGCUGUUCCAGGCUGCGCGCGUGCACCUGGGCUGCCUGGGCGUGGUCCUCACGGUCACCCUGCAGUGCGUGCCGCAGUUCCACCUGCAGGAGACGUCCUUCCCCUCCACCCUGAAAGAGGUCCUCGACAACCUGGACAGCCAUCUGAAGAAGUCCGAGUACUUCCGCUUCCUGUGGUUCCCACACAGCGAGAACGUCAGCGUCAUCUACCAGGACCACACUAACAAGCCCCCCUCCUCUUCGGCCAACUGGUUUUGGGACUAUGCCAUUGGAUUCUACUUACUGGAGUUCCUACUCUGGACCAGCACCUUCCUGCCGUGCCUUGUGGGCUGGAUCAAUCGCUUCUUCUUCUGGCUGCUGUUCAACCACAAGAAGGAGAACAGUGAUGUCAGCUACAAGAUCUUCACCUACGAGUGCCGCUUCAAGCAGCAUGUCCAGGACUGGGCCAUCCCCAGAGAGAAGACCAAGGAGGCCCUGCUGGAGCUGAAGAGCAUGCUGGAAGCCCACCCCAAGGUGAUGGCUCACUACCCCGUGGAGGUGCGCUUCACCAGGGGGGACGACAUCCUGCUGAGCCCCUGCUCCCAGAGGGACAGCUGCUACAUGAACAUCAUCAUGUACAGGCCCUACGGCAAGGAUGUGCCUCGGCUGGACUACUGGCUGGCCUAUGAGACCAUCAUGAAGAAGUUCGGGGGCAGACCCCACUGGGCCAAGGCCCACAACUGCACCCGGAAGGACUUUGAGAAAAUGUAUCCUGCCUUUCCCAAGUUCUGCUCCAUCCGUGAAAAGCUGGACCCCACUGGAAUGUUCCUGAAUUCCUACCUAGAGAAAGUGUUCUACUGAGGCCAGAGGACACACAAGCUGGGCCCACCUCCAUGAGGGUGGAGGUCCAGGAGGCAGAGGUUCCCUCCUGCCUCCACAGCAUGAGCUGGGCUCUGGUCAGGGCCUGUCUGCCCUCCCUCCCUGCCUGACCUCACAGCACCCACAGCAGGAGAUGCCCUUGCUGCCCAAUCCCUUUCCCACACCUUCAGUCACCACAUUCUUGUUUCUCCAGGAGAAAGGGGAGCCCUAAUGUGUGCUAUGUUUGUCUAGGAGGUCAAGGAUCCUGUGACUCACAAGUUCCACCUACUAGCAAGGUAUGGGAUUGAAAGUCCCCAGGGCUGUGAUUUCUGGGAUUCUCUCUCCAGCCCUCUCAAUAUUAUACACAGCUAAGUUAGUUAAAAUAUUAUAGGUAACCCGGGGAUGUGGCUGAGUGGCACCAUGUCUGCCUGGCAAGUACAAGAUCCUGAGUUUGAUCCCCGGGACUUCAAAAAAAAAAAAAA
Messenger RNA from Heterocephalus glaber (naked mole-rat), 2154 nucleotides. Its product is annotated as L-gulonolactone oxidase. Gene Ontology annotation, molecular function: FAD binding; D-arabinono-1,4-lactone oxidase activity. Gene Ontology annotation, cellular component: membrane. The record is from RefSeq and is a predicted model, not a curated record. Lineage: Eukaryota; Metazoa; Chordata; Mammalia; Rodentia; Bathyergidae.